CAACAGUUGACAAACGAUAGCAGCAUCCGAGACACGCCAGCGCGACCGCGAGGAAUCAUUCAGUCACUGGUCACUAAUUCGUUAAGUAGCUACUGAUAAUCGUGCUCAGCGGAACGUGCCGAAAAAAUGUCAGGACGCAAGACACAAGGAAAAAAAAUAAAGAAGACGGAAAGAGAUUUAGAUGCCGAGUUAGAUAAAGAAAUACAGGAGGGAAUGAGAGGAAUAGAGAUAGAUGAGAACGUGAUAGAGAAAGGGGAAGAGACAGAGGAAGAGAUAGAGGAGGAGGAAGAGGAGGAAGAAGAGAAAAAAAACAAAAAGAAAAAGAGAGGAGGACGUUUGCUGAAAGAAAGAAACGUGAUGUAAGUACAUGCUUUUAUAAUUAGUAGUAAUAUAAUAUUUUUCGGCAUAUUAUAGCAGCUCUUUGAUGUUUUACACAUUAAGAUAUAUAAUAUAUAUUUUUUUCUGUUUGAUUUAAAUAUGGAAAACCACGUGGAUAUAAGUGGGGAGGAGGAUGGACAGGAGGGUGGAAAGAAGUAUCGAGAGGAGGAUGGAGAGGAGGGUGGAGAGGAGAGUCGAGAGGAGGAUGGAGAGGAGGCUGGAGAGGAGAGUCGAGA
This is a messenger RNA of Solenopsis invicta (red fire ant), 614 nucleotides long. Its product is annotated as glutamic acid-rich protein-like. Lineage: Eukaryota; Metazoa; Arthropoda; Insecta; Hymenoptera; Formicidae. The coding region runs from base 127 to 363 and encodes 78 amino acids. The transcript has 2 exons. The record is from RefSeq and is a predicted model, not a curated record.